Sorex fumeus (smoky shrew) is the source of this 317-nucleotide messenger RNA. Its product is annotated as trefoil factor 3-like. The transcript has 3 exons. Bases 1 to 243 code for a protein of 80 amino acids. The record is from RefSeq and is a predicted model, not a curated record. Gene Ontology annotation, biological process: maintenance of gastrointestinal epithelium. Lineage: Eukaryota; Metazoa; Chordata; Mammalia; Eulipotyphla; Soricidae.
AUGGACACCAGAGUGCUGGGGGUGCUGGUCUUGGUGCUGGCCUUAGGGGUAUCCAGCUCAGCCGGGGAGUACCUGGGCCUGUCGAAGGAGCAGUGCGUGGUGCCCCCCAAGGACCGGGUGGACUGUGGCUAUCCCGAAGUCACCCCGGAGCAGUGCAACAACCGCGGCUGCUGCUUCGACGACAGUAUCCCGCAGGUGCCCUGGUGCUUCAAGCCUCUGCAGGAGACAGAAUGCACCUUCUGAAGCAAGUCUGCUGGCCCUGGACCCCAAGCCCUGAUGCUGGCCCCCACCAUCUGCACCCCACCCUGGCUGCCCGG